This is a messenger RNA of Punica granatum (pomegranate), 2610 nucleotides long. The record is from RefSeq and is a predicted model, not a curated record. NCBI's taxonomy places the organism in Eukaryota, Viridiplantae, Streptophyta, Magnoliopsida, Myrtales, Lythraceae.
CUGAGGUCAGUUGGCAAUUGGCUUCGCCAUUGUGAUCAUCUAACUGAGGCCUCUCUCUCUCUCUCUUCGUCUCUCCGUGCUCUUCCUCCACAGAAAUGCUUGGCAUUUAAUCCAACCUCCCUCGCUCGCUUUCUGGGCAUUUGUCCUCUACAAAACCCAUGACCCCUCCUUCCUUUUCCUGUCUCCCUCCCACUCUGUCGGCCCCUCUCUAGCUCAUCUGCUCGAGAUUCAGAGCGCAUUGCAGCUCCAACAGCCAUAACGACUUGAAACCUCGGAGCCUGUGAAAAACCGAGAGCAGGGAUGAAUGGUGUUUCAGACCACUCCGAGUUCGUGGAAGUCGACCCUACUGGCAGAUACGGAAGAUACGAUGAAGUUCUCGGCAAAGGGGCCUCCAAAACAGUUUAUAGAGCCUUUGAUGAGUAUGAAGGAAUUGAAGUAGCAUGGAACCAGGUGAAGCUUUACGAUUUCCUGCAGAGCCCCGAGGACCUUGAGAGGCUCUACUGUGAGAUUCACCUUCUUAAGACCUUGAAACACCCCAACAUAAUGAAGUUCUAUACUUCUUGGGUUGACACUGCCAACAGGAACAUCAACUUUGUUACCGAGAUGUUCACCUCCGGCACUCUCAGGCAGUAUAGGUUGAAACACCGGAAAGUGAACAUCAGGGCAGUGAAGCAUUGGUGCAGGCAGAUUCUCAAAGGCCUGCUCUAUCUUCAUAGCCAUAACCCCCCAGUAAUCCAUAGAGACCUCAAAUGUGACAACAUCUUCAUCAAUGGGAAUCAAGGGCAGGUUAAAAUCGGUGAUCUCGGGCUCGCUGCAAUCCUUCGGAAAUCUCAUGCUGUCCGUUGCGUAGGAACUCCCGAGUUCAUGGCUCCUGAGGUGUACAAGGAGGAAUACAAUGAACUUGUUGACAUUUACUCUUUUGGGAUGUGCAUGUUGGAGAUGGUUACGUUCGAAUAUCCUUACAGCGAGUGCAAUCAUCCAGCUCAAAUCUACAGAAGAGUUGUUUCUGGGAGAAAACCGGAAGCUCUCUACAAAGUUAAAGAUCCUGAGGUGAGGCAGUUUGUUGAGAAAUGCCUAGCAACGGCGUCCCUUAGGUUACCUGCUAAGGAACUUUUGAAGGACCCUUUUCUCCAAGUUGAUGAUAUCGGGUCUGAUCUAUAUCCGUCAGAGGAAUUUGGGGAAGUGGGCCCUCUUCUGAGACUUCCCUACCAUGGAAACCAUCACAAUUAUGAAGCAUUGAUGAACGGCUGCUCUCACAAUUAUCUCGAUGAUGGUCAACCCGAACAUGAGUUUGAAGGGGGUGAAAUCGAUCUUUUCACUUAUCAAGAGGAUGAAGAUUCGGUAGGUGUUGGCAUCACUGUCAAGGGAAGGAGGGAAGACGAUGGAAUUUUCUUAAGACUCAGAAUUGCAGAUGGUGAAGGCCGAAUCAGGAACAUAUACUUCCCUUUCGAUAUUGAGUCAGACACUCCUCUGAGUGUUGCAACCGAAAUGGUGGCAGAGCUCGAUAUCACAGAUCAAGAUGUGAAUAAAAUAGCGGAGAUGAUUGACGGUGAGAUUGCCACUUUGGUACCUGAGUGGAAGGCAGGACCCGUGGUAGAGGAUGAUUGGCAUCCCGAUUCUGGGAAUCUCCACUAUACUUGUGCUUCAACCGGGUCAACGUCCGAUUAUGUGAGUGCUUCGAAUUCAAAGAACCUUCAAGUCCUUGAGGCCUCGCAUCAUGGUUGUGCAGAAGUCCAUGGACGUUUCGAGGAGAUCACAUACCAGGACGGUCGGGUCCCGUCUAGCCGAACAGAUGGUGCCCAUCACACCGAUGUACGGGCCCAGCAUGAAUCAUCUAGUUCAAGAAUAAUCUACUGCGAUGACACCCACAAGAUGAUCGAGAAACUAUCGCUUGAGAAUGAUGAUGAGAAGAUCAUUACCGUGGAUGAUCAGAGUGAGUCAAGUUAUAGUGUCAGGAAGUCCUCUUAUUCCAUAGACCCUCAGUCACCAAUGUUGGAAGAUUACGAGAAUGAGAUCAGGCGGGAACUGAGAUGGCUCAAGGCGAAGUACCAAAUGCAGCUGAGGGAGAUCAGAGACCAACAGUUAGGAGAUCCAUCACGUUCAUCACGUCCGGCCCGAUUGAAUCGAGCAGCCAACAACAACGGCCGGAUCUUGAAGUCUCUUAGUCAAGAUAAGCCUAUGAGUUUAAAUUUCAAUCCCAAGGGCAGGUGUGCAAAUGCUAUGGCUAGUGAGUCCUUCAGCCCCGACUGUAUGACCACAGCCAAGAGCUUCUUUACGGGUGCUCUACUUCCUCAGCCACUUAACCGGGCAACUUCCCUUCCAGUCGAUGCUGUCGACUUCUGAAACACCUAAUUUAAAAGGCUCGAAAUAACAAAAGAAAUAUUCAGUUUAGUGGCAGAUAUUGUCGGGAAUUUCCCUGAGGGGGCACUUGGGUGAGGUGAAAUUAGUUCAUGUACAUUACUCUCUGAUCUUAUGAUAUACUGAAAUGCAGUACAGUGCUAUACCAAGUUUUCUUACUUCCGAUGAGUGGGAAUUCUCGUACUAGUGCAUGUUCGUUGUGGGACCAUGGAAAGAAAAUGAAAUGGAAUCAAAUUACAAAAUAUUAGCGUA